AUGGCAAACCUAUUUGACGAAGAGUAAGGACAAUACCUAAGAUUGAAUGCUCUCAAAUACCUUGAAAAACCACCCGAAGUCUAAAGACAAGACGAUCCAUUUGUUACCAAUGGCUCUUUGGCAAUCACAUAUAUUCUAGUGGAAACUGUGGAGUAGUAUAAGUCAGAUUAAGGGUUGAAGUUUUAACCCAGUUACGUACAUCAAGUAUUUCGAUAAACCAAUGAAAUUUACGGUUACAAGGAUCUCAAAAUCACAAUUCAUGUCACAGCCCUUAGAUUGAAGCCUUUUAUUCAAAUAUCCUACAGUGAGCAGACGGAAGAUGCAGAUGAUCUCUAAGAGAGCUUCAAUAAAGUGUACGAGGCUGGCUUCCUUUCUACUGAAGAGCAAUUCAUCAAAGCCCUUGAAGAGGAACAAAAUCAAGAGCCUUUAGGAGAAUUAAUUGAAGAGUAUGGAGACUUCAGAAUAUAUAAAUGUUAAACGGCAACCACAAAUGGGUUUAUCCAAUUCAAACCAUUUUUAUAGGCAUUUCUUUUAGUUCUGAUUGAUGGAGUCCAAUACCCAGGUGAUGAAAAUGAAUGGGUUUACUUAACCUUAUAUGAAAAGCGUCGCUUUGUUGGUUUGACUACUGUGUUUAAGUUUAAUAUUGCAUGGAAUAAACAAAGACAUCGUUUGAGUCAAAUGCUAUUCUUACCAUAAUACCAAAGAAAAGGACAUGGGAGUAGAAUGUUGAGGACUGUCUAUAAAUUAGGGUUGGAAGAUGAGAAGUGCUUAUAAAUUACUCUUGAAGAUCCAUCUGAAGACUUUCAAGUGAUGAGGGACAUUACUGACUCCAUAAUCUUGCAUGAACAUUUCAAAGAUAUAAUACCAAAUAAAGUAAUCAAUUCAAUCCAAGAGAUUGUUGAAAUACCUAAAGAAAAGCUGUUCGAAAUUAUGAAGAAAACUAAAUUACAUGCGUAGUAAAUAAAGCAAGCCUAUUCAAUAUAUCUCUAUGCCUUCAUUAACAAGAAGUCUUCAAAAUUGAUGACUGAAUUUGCGAGGUAUCUACUAAGAGAACAUUAAAAACCCUAUGUUAGAAAGAGAAAUAUUUUGGUUCGAUUUGAGGAUGGCAGUUCAUUGGAUCCGAAAUAAAUGCAUCUCCUUGAAUUGAAGGAAAAGGAAGAUAGGAAUAUUAUUGCUGAGGAAAGUUUAAGAGAUGAAUUUUGUUUGUUUGAACUUAUUGCUACAAAAUUAAGGAAGGAUAAAGUAAUUUGA
This is a messenger RNA of Paramecium tetraurelia, 1251 nucleotides long. RefSeq lists its product as uncharacterized. The transcript is spliced from 4 exons. The record is from RefSeq and is a predicted model, not a curated record. Gene Ontology annotation, biological process: subtelomeric heterochromatin formation. Gene Ontology annotation, molecular function: histone H4 acetyltransferase activity. Gene Ontology annotation, cellular component: nucleus. NCBI's taxonomy places the organism in Eukaryota, Ciliophora, Oligohymenophorea, Peniculida, Parameciidae.